Molecule: messenger RNA, 2067 nt
Organism: Fusarium falciforme
Lineage: Eukaryota; Fungi; Ascomycota; Sordariomycetes; Hypocreales; Nectriaceae
Exons: 6
Coding region: 1-2067 (688 amino acids)
Biological process (GO): protein localization to ciliary inversin compartment
Cellular component (GO): ciliary inversin compartment
Molecular function (GO): protein binding
Source: RefSeq, a predicted model, not a curated record
AUGUCGGGGCUCGAGAUUCUCGGAGCCGUGGCGAGCUCCAUCGCCCUAAUUCGACAGCAAUGCGACGGCCUUAAGAAGGAGAUCGUUACGAUCGACGGGUUCAUCCUCGAGGCUAUGCGACAGACGGGCCUACCGUUAUGCCCACAACCCCCUCCAGGGACGACGCAGGAACACCCGAUGGUUUCGCUUGCAGUCCAGGAGCUUCAGGGGAUCCUGGAAGCGCUCAAUCAGAUCGUGUUCAAGUACACAAACGAUCGCAAAUGGCACGACCCGAGGCGGAUAGCAAGGAAGAUGCAAUGGCUCUCCGAGGGCAAGAAGAUCGAGGAACUUGGACGGAAAGCCCGGGAAACAAAGCACGACCUGCACUUGGCGAUCACUUUGAGGACUUCAUCCUCCGUCAGUAGAAUCGGAACACAGCAAGAAGUGUCUGUGGCCUGGACGCCUGUUCGUUUUGACUUCAAAGCUGAUAAUGGUCUAGGAUUCUACACUCAAUCAAGCAGCGCACGGUCUAUUAUCUGGAAGGCCAUCAACAAAGCCAAACGGGACUACUCAAUGGCCCUCUCUCUGGCCCAACUCAGGCUCCGGAUUGUAAACUCUACCAACCAGGUCUGGCUAUGGAUUGGAAAACCGCCAGUGCUACGACACCAUAUUAGUGAGGGUCUGGUACUUUUUCCAGAUGAUACCACCGAAUUUGGCACUGACUUGAUAGAAAAAGCCAUCGUUGAUCAAGCAUAUGAGAGUAUUGAGAUUUUGCUCGAGAUGUGGAAAAAUGUGCUCCCACAACAAGGACUGCCAAAGUUGAGGGUUGGUUAUGCUGUCAACUUCACUCUUGUGCACCACUCUAGGAGUGUCGCCGAUGACAAGACCAGACAUGUUCUGGCAAAGGUGCUGUCGUUUGCACAAGGAUAUCGGCGUAUACGCAGAACCCACCAGGCAGCGAGGCAAGGCGACACGGUUCAGAUGCGGCAGGCACUGCGAGAGCAACCGGAAGCUAUAAACGAGCUCGACAGCUGUGGAAACGCUCCGAUUCAUUACGCUGCCAUGUACGACAAUAUAGACGUGCUAGAGCAGUUGAUACUUGCCGGGGCUGACACUAUCAGACGAGACUUUGAAGGUUGGACUCCGCUUAUGAUUGCUACAGAAAAUGGUCAUGAAGAGGCAGCGCAAAUCCUUCUACAGAAUGACCAAUGCUGUCGUCAUGUUGACCUACAAAGAAAUGAUGGAAGAACUGCGCUGCACUGUGCUGUACGAGCAGAAUCUCCUGAGUGUGUUCACAUGUUGCUCGAGGCAGGUGCGUCUGCGGAAAAACGCGACUUCAUCGGCCACACUCCACUGCAUCUCCUUGCUCCGAGCCAGGCAGAUCAACAGACAGCUCAUCGAAUCAUUCGCCUCCUUCAGGGACAACACGCCAGACUAGAUGCGCAAGACAACUUUGGCGUGACGGCAUUGCUUCAAGCAGUCAAGCAAAACAACGCCCCAGUCUUGCGCGCUCUUGUUGAUGCUGGUGCAUCGCUCAAUACAACAACUACAUCCUCUGAAAAUAUUCUUCACUUGGCCGCUUAUACUGCUUAUCUUGAAACGAUAAAUUAUCUGGCGGAACGGCAUCUUACACUCGUUGACCCCAGACUGCGCGACGUCCGUGGCCUCACUCCCCUGGGCAGGCUGGGUUGGUGUUGGCAGGCGGAGGAGUGGCAACUCACCGGCAAUCUACGCCGACCAAGCCCGGAAGAACAGCAAACAUUUGUAUCCCUCUACUUCGGAUUGCUGUCUCACUACCUGCUACGCCACAUGUCAACUCUCAAGCAGCUUCUUCGAGCUGCAGAACAACGGGACACAUCUACAGCGAGCGAGCGCAUCGCUGCCUUGAUUCAGAAGAGUGAUGACAGUGGAAGAGGACACAUGGUGAGCUGGUAUCGUGGAAUACUAGGCAAUGUGAGGGAUGAAAACUGGGAUCAGGUUGUCCUGGAUGUGCAGGACGAAUACGACGAGGUGUAUGAGGAGUUGGGUCGAGCGGGCGUUGCGAGGAACAAAACUCUCGCAGACCCAGAGGUCAGAGCGUUUGCCUAA